AGCUAGUUUCAAACUACAAACAAAGAGAUGGACUCUUCUUCCCUUAUUUGGUCAAGCCUUCUCUUACUACUAUCUCUAGUUUUAUGCCUAAAUAAGAAAAAAUGGAGGAUUGACAGUGGCAAGAAGAACCGACCUCCAGGGCCACCGGGAUGGCCAGUCGUCGGUAACAUUUUUGAUCUUGGAACUAUGGCGCACCGGAUUUUAUAUGAGCUUAAAUUCAAGUAUGGACCAGUGCUGCGGCUAAGAAUAGGAUUGGUGGACACUGUGGUAAUACAAUCAGCAAAGGCUGUAAUGGAGCUGUUCAAGAACCAUGACGCCAGCUUCUGUGACCGAACGGUUCCCUGUGUGCUUACCUCUCAUAACUACAAAGAAGGAUCAAUUGCGGUAGGUCGGUUUGGGCCAUAUUGGCGAACGAUAAGGCGUAUAUGCGCUAUUGAACUCCUGGCCAACAGGCGAAUCAAUGAGACAGUCCAGAUUCGACGGAAAUGCAUCGAUGUAAUGAUACGGAGCAUCGAAGAUGAUAUGGCAGCUGGAAAAGCAAGUGGAGAAUCAGGGAAAGUGCAUAUUCCUCACUAUCUCUUCGUAAUGACAUUCAAUUUGAUUGGUAAUCUUAUGCUAUCAAAAGACCUUUUCGAUUCAAAGUGCAAAGAAGGGUAUGAGUUCUUUGAGGCCAUGGACAAGGUCAUGGUUUGGGCUGGAACACCAAACCUUGCAGACUUUCUACCAUUCUUGCAAUGGUUGGAUCCUGCAGACUUUCCUAACCAUUCUUGCAACUCGGUUGGUAUCCUCAAGGAACUCAAAAGGAAACAUUGUCAAGAGUACAGUGGGGACGUGCAAAAGACAUUGUGGGCUGGGUUUGUUAAAAGAAAGAAUUGA
Jatropha curcas is the source of this 876-nucleotide messenger RNA. Its product is annotated as iridoid oxidase. Gene Ontology annotation, molecular function: iron ion binding; oxidoreductase activity, acting on paired donors, with incorporation or reduction of molecular oxygen; monooxygenase activity. Lineage: Eukaryota; Viridiplantae; Streptophyta; Magnoliopsida; Malpighiales; Euphorbiaceae. The record is from RefSeq and is a predicted model, not a curated record.